UGGUUCCCAAUUCCCUGUGGGUCUGGAGUUUCAUGUGCUGUGUUUCCACAGCACCUGUGCCCUUCAAGUUUCAGCAGGAUGAGCACCCAGUCCCCACACACACUACAGAAACUGGCAAUUCAGAGCUUGCUGAGGGACAAGGCCUUGGCCAUGGAGGCCGUGGAAUAUCUGCCAGGGGCGCUCUUCCCACCAGUGUUCAUGGAGGCCUUCACUGGGGGACACACUGAGGUCCUGAAGGCCAUGUUGCUGGCCUGGCCCUUUCCCUGCCUACCCCUAGGAUCCCUGAUGGAGAUGAGGACACCAGGUUCUUUGGACACUCAGAAGAAUGUUCACCAGAUGAAGGAAAGAAUGUUUCAAGCUGUGCUGGAAGGGAUUCACAUGCUGCUGAGCCAGAAGGUUUGCUCCAGGAAGUUCAAAUUGCAAGUGCUCGAUAUGCGGGCUGUGCACCAGAACUUCUGGACAGUCUGUGCUGAAAACAAGUUGCAAGCCUGCUCCUCAGAAACCAUGAAGAGGAGAAAAACAAGGAAGAGUCUGCCAAGAGUGGCAAAAAAGCAGCCCCUCAAGGUGAUUGUAGAUCUGUGGAUCAUGAAUGAGUGGCUGGAUCCAGUGGAUAGCUACCUCCUCAAGUGGGUCCAGGAGAUGGAAAACCGGGUGCACCUGCAGUGUCCGAAGAUGUGUAUCACGGGCCUGUGCACCGAACGGGUCACAAAGAUCCUCAAAAAGCUGAAUCUUUAUUCUGUGCGGGAGAUGGAUGUGCUUUUCUCCUGGACAAUGUUUUCCUUGGCUCAUUUUGCCCCUUUUCUGGGACAGAUGAGAAAUCUUCACAAAGUGUUUAUUUCUCACGUCUUUGUGCCUGCCACCAUUUCCCCAGAAAUGAGAGAGAAGUUGUUCACCAAAAUCACCUCUCAAUUUCGUAAGCUUCACUGUUUACAAGAGAUUUAUAUGGACUCCGUUGAGUUCCUUGAAGGCCAUUUGGACCAGGUGCUCAGAUCUUGUUUUGUGUUUCCCAUGAACUCUUUCGCCAAAGGACAGUGUACUACAUGCACCCUAACCCAUGCCCGGCCUGUAUCCCCAUCUAGUUGAGUGCACAUUUCCCAUGCUACCUUCUGGCCCCAGGACGCAGAGCUCUUCUUUCAGUGUGAGUGAGAAAAGGACAGCUUGGUAGCAGGCAGCAAUGUUGGAGAAUCAUGGACCUGCAAGGGGAAAUGUCUUCUGUGGACCUGAGUCCUACACAGGGUCAGAAACCAGAAUUUGAGUUGUUAGAUGUUAAUUCAGUCUUUGCACAAAUGUGUGCGUAAAUGUAAAGGAAUGAUCAUAAA
This is a messenger RNA of Chinchilla lanigera (long-tailed chinchilla), 1319 nucleotides long. Its product is annotated as PRAME family member 9/15-like. Gene Ontology annotation, biological process: negative regulation of DNA-templated transcription; negative regulation of apoptotic process; negative regulation of cell differentiation. Gene Ontology annotation, cellular component: cytoplasm. Lineage: Eukaryota; Metazoa; Chordata; Mammalia; Rodentia; Chinchillidae. The record is from RefSeq and is a predicted model, not a curated record.